Molecule: messenger RNA, 3975 nt
Organism: Plasmodium coatneyi
Lineage: Eukaryota; Apicomplexa; Aconoidasida; Haemosporida; Plasmodiidae
Exons: 1
Coding region: 1-3975 (1324 amino acids)
Source: RefSeq, a predicted model, not a curated record
AUGAAUUUCUUUUCAAGCAAACCCAAUAUAAGGAGCACGAAAUCUGAAGUCAUCCACAAAGCAAACAACAAUAAUGUUAGCGGCAACAAUGUCAGCGGGAACGAUGUCAGUGGUAACCAUGUCAGUGGCAGCCACCACAUGGGGAGUCACCAUAUCAGCAGUCACAAUGUAGGUCAUAACGGAAAAAUGCCAAUUGACCCCGGCAGUGGUAAUUUUCCACUUGAAGAUAGCAACGGCUUCCCCUACUCCAACUAUGACGCGGAUAAAAUGUCAGAAAUCCACUACAGUAACAAAGCUUACGACCCCCAGUAUAGCAUGUACAUGAAUAAAGUAACAAACGAAGUGAGGUCUACAAGAAACCACACGUCUUCCCACAGAAUAUAUUCCCCCAGAUCACAAUCCAUAAAUCUGUUUGCUCCAAAAGUGAAUAGGACAUCCAACAUAUCGAGAAAUUUUGAUGACAGAUUAUCAUACAUUUCGUAUUACACCAAUAAUAAGAAAAAACUGAACAAAACGUCUAUCCUGGAGUCUCAUGAUAGUUUCAAAACGCAGGGCAAUUCGCAGAUAGUGGAGCAAUCCCUAGACUUACUUAAACAUUUAGUCAAUCAGGAAAAUAGGGAGCAAUACUUAUCUGCACAGGAAAAUGAAAAAAAAAAUAAAUUAAUAUUAAAAUUGAUUGAUCAAGCGAAAAGAAAUGAUGAAAGAGCACAUAUGUCGCAAACAGAAUGUGCCAGUAACAAUUCUAUGGAUAAUUAUCAAAAAAGAAUGGACAUGCUACAUUUAAAAUUUAUGAAAUUAAAAAAUGAAUAUUCCCAACUUAAUAACGAAAAUGUUAUCCUGAAAAAACAGAUAAGGAAUAUAAAGGACAAUUAUCAUAUGAUAAAUCCGAAAAGUGCUACCGUAUCCUUUCCCCGGGGCUCCAUACAGGAGGAGGUGCCUCGAAGUAACGACAGCUGGAACAGCAGCAACGUCAGCAAUAUUGGCCACGUUAAUAGUGAACAGAGGAUGAGACAGCAACAGGGGGAAAGAGCAAUGCUAAACAAAACGACCAGUAUUAACAGCGUAUAUCCACCUGUGAUUCCCCCAUUUGAAAAAAAAAAAUUAGUAGACUGUCAAGUGCAAACUGAAUGCACCUUAACGAGUCCUAUACCAGACAGCCCCGAUGAUACCAAAGUGGCAGGCUCCCAUUCAACCGUCAACUUUAGUGGGAAUAAUUUAAAUUCCGCCAUGUUAAAUGAUAACUAUCUUAGCAAAUUACGAGAGCAAAUAAGAGACGAAGUUAUAGAAGAAAUCACAAACAAGUUAGAGCAAAAAUACAAAGACGAACUGCUUACGCUCAGACAGUCGGUAGAGAAUAACAAGAUGAACAAUCAAAAUUUCGUGGAAGAAAAUUCCUUUGAUAGUCUCCUCAACAACACUAAGCAUAAACUGGAUGAACAAAUAAAGGAGACAAUUAACAAGUAUAAAAAUGGCCUUUUCGAUCACUUUAAGGAAUUAAUAAAUGAAGCUAGCGAAGGGGGGGAAAAUACAAUUCAAAUGGAUUACCAUGGAGAUGGAAGUGCUAGUGAGAAGGUGAACAUCGGGGUGGAUAACUUUGCUUCUCUCUCCCUUAAUGACAAAAUUAAUGAAUGCAUAAGCUUGUUAGAAAGUAUCACCCAGAAGAAAAUUAACGAUAGAAAAAUAAAAGAGAAAGGAUUCGACAACAACAGUAGUAACAUAAUCAGCGCCCUUAACGACAUCAAUACAGACAUAAGCGACAUUGACCAUAUGAUCGAUAACUUGCAUGCAAAUAUUGGACAGACUCAUUUUACCGACGAUGGAGAGAGCUUCCCAGGAGAACUGGACAUUUUUGGGAAGGCCACCUCCCUUAGUGACGAUUUAGAGUUGGAGGAAAAGGCCAGUCCUAGAUCAUUAAGUGGAGCACUUCAAAGUGGCGGAGAAGGCGAACUGCAGGAAGAAGUAACCACCAGCAGGGGUAAGGCGACAAAAUCCCCCAAAAGGGGAGACAAAAUUGGGGAUAACAUUGACGGUCCAAUGUCUGUUCCUAGCGAUAGUGGCACAUCUAAUCGGAAGGGGACAAAUAGCAUAGAGGGAUACCCUUCCCACAGGAGUAACUUCCACGUGGAGAGCUCCCCACCCGAUGGGAAGAUUGACGUAAUGGGCAAUGUGACAAUGGAGAUUAAUCCUUUUUUGGAAGAAACAGCCGAGGGUGGAGAAGAACCUUUGAUCGACCUAGGAGGUAAAAAUGUGAAUAUGAUUAUGCAUCAUUCGGAGGGUGACAUGCAAGGUGGUAAUAAUAUCGACGUGCAUCCCGAUGUGCAUUACGACGUGAGUACGGAUCAUAACGCGGGGGGGGAGGCAAAUGGCCACUUUAUCCAAGCUCCCCAAGGUGUCUACAACAGCAGGUACACUGUAGAAGGUAUGGCAGAACAGAGUUUUAAUAAUGAGCAAAUGUUCGAUAGUGAGGGAAGCCCUCAUAACUUAACCCCGAACGAUAGCAACCCGUAUGACAGUCCCAAAGGGGACUUCCCAAAAGGGAAGGACAACGAAGCUAUACCCACACAAUUACAUGAUGACAAAAAUAAAGAUAGCGUAGACACUGAAAAGGAAAAGAAAAAAAGCAAAUGGAAAAAUAUUUUCUCCAGCAAAAAAACGAAAAAGAAAAACCUAAGUGACAAUUUCGGUGAUGACACAGAAUUGUGGUCCAAAAAUGAAAAUGAAGAAAAGAAUGUGAAAAGCAACUUGAAUGAGGAAAACUUCUACCAUAGUACCAAUGGUACGAAAGAAAAUAACACCCUACCGAAUAAUGUGCAAAUUGAGGAAGGAGAAAUAGACGUCAUAACGAAUGGUGUAAAUGAUGCCAAGCAGAUUGAAAUACAGAGUGAUCUACAUAAUUUUGCAAGUAUUGGUUAUCCCGCUGACCAACCGUUUAUGCAUCGAUCAGAAGAUGGAAACGGACAAAUGGUUCCAAAAAAUGCAUGCAACGUGAAUAAGGGGGAGGAAGAAUUUCACCACGACAAUGCAAGUGGAAUGAUGAUUGACGCUUUGCCAGUAAAUCGUAGCAGCCAUCACUAUGGCGAAUUCAGCACGCCGCAUAUCAGUAACGAUAACCAUUUCGACGGUAAGGAAAAGUUUAACCACCCUGAAAUGAACCUCCAUGAUGGUAACACUAACAGAGCUCAAAUGAACCCCUUUAAUCACCAAAAUGAUGAAAAUGCGGAAACUAGUAACACAUAUAGUGCAUCAAACGGAAAUAAUCUAUACAUGUAUCAAAGUAAUAACGAAACGAAAAGUGGACCUAAUUAUAAUGCCAAGGGUGACAACGAAGUUAACUACUCUGUGUAUUCGUACAACCCAGCUGCUAAUGACAAAACGGGUUUCCCCUCACCAAGCGAAGAAAGACAUGAGGAAAAACCAUUCUAUAGUGAACAAAAUAACAGUACAAAAAUUUUGAACAAUAAUGAGGAAGGCUAUCGAAAUGAUAACUUCCUUUUUAUAGAAAAUAAUAAUAACGCUUUUGCAAAACAAACAGCGAAUUAUCAAAAUAGCCAAAAUGAAAACUUCGUCAAUUUUUACCAUAACGAUGUGGAUGCUAGUAAUGGAAACAACGGAUUGAAUGGUGCAGACAAAGUGAAUAACCAGUACGAUUUUUUUUACAAUUUGAGUGAGCCCAAUGGGGCAAGCCAUCAAUACCCCCCUUGGGGUUAUCAAAACAGCAAGACCGCCUGCAUAAGCAGCUACAACGGGGAAGGCCACUUUGGCGAAACGGCUGAAAGAAGCCCUCCAAAUCAUUACAGCAAAACGGUCAACAUAAAACGAGUAAAUAGCAGUGCAAUAAAUAUGACGAAGAACUCCACCACUGAUUUGUCACAGAAUGGCCAAGUCAAAUUAUCCACGAAGAGCGAAGUGCACUACAGCUCAUUUAAGGAACAGAAAAAUAAAACAAAAAAAAAUUUAGAAGACCUUUUUGCCUAG